Messenger RNA from Chlorella variabilis, 1362 nucleotides. RefSeq lists its product as hypothetical. Gene Ontology annotation, cellular component: peroxisome. The transcript has 12 exons. The record is from RefSeq and is a predicted model, not a curated record. Gene Ontology annotation, molecular function: acetyl-CoA C-acyltransferase activity. Gene Ontology annotation, biological process: phenylacetate catabolic process; fatty acid beta-oxidation. NCBI's taxonomy places the organism in Eukaryota, Viridiplantae, Chlorophyta, Trebouxiophyceae, Chlorellales, Chlorellaceae. The coding region runs from base 1 to 1362 and encodes 453 amino acids.
AUGGUUGGGGCGGCCCACUCUCCCAGCUUCACCCGGAGCAGCUACGCAAGCACCCGCCGCUGCACCGCCAGCCAGCCGCCGGUCCAGCGAGCGCUCAAGGUCACCGCCGUCGCCGCACCCGAGCAAGGCAUCCGCCCGCCCGCCGCCAACGGCAGCAGCCCGCUGCACGAUGUGGUGAUCGUGGGCGCGGUGCGCACGCCCAUGUGCAAGGCCAAGGUGGGCUCCCUCAAGCAGGCCCUGGUGGAUGAGCUGGUGCUGUCGGUGCUCAAGGAGCUGCUGAGGCGCACCGGCGUGGCCGCAGAGGAUGUGGGCGACGUCUGCUUCGGCUCUGGGCUGGGACCCUCCUCCAAGCGUGCCAACGAGGUGCGCACCGCACUGCUGCUGGCCGGCUUCCCGCCCUCCGUCCCUGCCUACACCGUCAACAGGCAGUGCGCUGCCGGGCUGCAGUCCAUCGCCGACAUGGCUGCCUCCAUCGCCGCCGGCUACUACGACAUCGGCAUCGCAGGCGGUGUGGAGAGCAUGAGCCACUCCCCCAUGAUGUGGGAGGGCAGCGACAACCCGCUGGUCGAGGAGAACCAGCACGCCAAGGACUGCCUGCUGCCAAUGGGCAUCACCUCUGACAACGUGGCAGCCCGCUUUGCGGUGCCCCGAGACCUGCAGGACCGCCUGGCCGCCUCCUCGCACGCCAAGGCCGCCGCCGCGCAGGCUGCCGGCAGGUUCAAGGAUGAGAUCGUGGCGGUGGAGACGACGGUGAAGGAGGGAGACGAGGAGCGGCGUGUGGUGGUGGACCGCGACGACGGCAUCCGCCCCGACUUCUCCUUUGAGAAGCUGUCCAAGCUGCGCGCCUGCUUCAAGAAGGGCGGCACCACCACCGUGGGCAACGCAUGCCAGACCACUGACGGAGCGGCGGCGGUGAUGCUGAUGAGGCGUGGCGAGGCGGAGCGCCGCGGCCUGCCCAUCCUGGCCACGCUCAAGUCGUUUGCUGCCGUGGGGGUGGAGCCUGCGGUGAUGGGCAUCGGCCCGGCUGUGGCCAUCCCCGCCGCCCUGGAAAAGGCGGGCCUGUCCAAGGAUGACAUCGACGUGUUUGAGCUCAACGAGGCUUUCGCCUCGCAGUUUGCCUACUGCCUCAAGGAGCUGGGCCUGGAUGAGGAGAAGGUGAACCCCAACGGCGGCGCCAUCGCUCUGGGGCACCCCAUCGGCUGCACCGGCGCCCGCCAGACCGUCACCCUGCUCCACGAGAUGGCCAGGCGCAACAGCAACGGCAGGGGCGCCCACUAUGGCGUGGUGUCCAUGUGCACCGGCUCGGGCAUGGGCGCCGCAGCCGUGUUCGAGGCUGAGAACGGCAGCGCCGAGCAGGAGUGA